AUGGGGUGCGCAACCUCCACCGAGGCGCGGCGCGACAUGGUGUGGGUCGGCGCCGACGCCCGCGCGCGGCGGAGCUUCUCGCUGCCCUCCGUCGACCGCCAGCGGCUGCGGCUGAGGGCUGUGUCGAUGCUCGGCACCCUCGGCCUCGCCGGCAGCGCCCGUUACUCGGGCACGUGCAGGCACGCGACGCUGUCGGUGGAGGAGAUGAUGAAGAGCGACAGCGACCACGCCGCGGACGCGGUGCUCGUCGGCGACGACGCGGCGAAGCGGCCCCUGACCCUGAAGCCCCACACGCCGACGCUGACGCCGCCCAACGAGCCCGAGGUGAUCAACGCGUGGGAGCUCAUGGCGGGGCUCGAGGACGACGUGCCGACGCCGCGCGCCACGUACAAGAGUCUGCCACUCGAUGAGUCGCCGCAGGAAUUCGCCUCGGCGCCGCCGCCGCUGCCGCAGUGGAUGCAGGCCGACAUGGACAUGCCCGUCGCCUUAGACUUCGACCCGGAGGUACUGUCCGGAUUCCGGGAGGCUCUAGAGGGCACGCAGCCGUCGUCGGAUCCUGCGGUUGUCUCGUCCGCCGAAGACGAGACACCCAGGGAGCAGGAGCGGAAGGACAGGAAGGACGCGGACGCAUGUGACAUGCCAAUGUCUCCGCCCACCGGCGACAUGCCGGAGCUUUCCGGCCUUGUCCGUGCCCGCAUCAUCGCGUUCCAAGAGAAGAUCGAACGGAGACGAGGCAAGGGCCGCGACGCCAAGGUGUCGCCGCUGUGGCCGCCGGGUGGCGAGCGGAAGGUGGUGGUGUACUUCACGAGCCUCCGCGGCGUGCGCAAGACGUUCGUGGACUGUUGCGCCGUGCGCAGCAUCCUGCGCAGCUACGGCGUGCGCCUGGACGAGCGCGACGUCUCCAUGAACGCCGUCUUCAAGGCCGAGCUCGCGGAGCUCCUCGGGCCAGGUUUCGCAGGCGCCGCGCUCCCGCGCGUGUUCGUCGACGGCCAGUACCUCGGCGGCGCCGAGGACGUGCACUUCCUGCACGAGGCGGGCGAGCUCGGGCGCGCCCUGGAGGGGUGCGAGGCCGCGCCCUCGCGGAAGCUCGGGUACAUGGAGGCGUGCGCCACCUGCGGCGACGUCCGGUUCGUGCCGUGCGAGACGUGCUACGGCAGCUGCAAGAUCUUCGUCGAGGACGACGACGCGGGCUACAGGUAUCACGACGUCGGCGAGUUCCGGCGGUGUCCCGAUUGUAAUGAGAAUGGCCUCGUCAGAUGCCCCGUUUGUUGCUGCUGA
Molecule: messenger RNA, 1278 nt
Organism: Miscanthus lutarioriparius
Lineage: Eukaryota; Viridiplantae; Streptophyta; Magnoliopsida; Poales; Poaceae
Source: the annotation of a GenBank genome assembly